CAAAAUGGAAACCACUUUUUUGAGGAGCUUAGAAAGGUGCAAACCAUCUCAUCAGUCCCUCCUUCAGAGAAUAAUUCCCAAGAAAAAGAAAAUAAUUAUCCAAUUGUAGAAUAUUUAAAGUUGUUAGACGAGUUGAUUUCAAGAGAAUCAUCUAGUCUCUCUAAGACCCCUUCAAUUCCUGAAUCUAUUAAGAUGAGUGGGUCUCUCUGGGACCAUGUAUAG
Molecule: messenger RNA, 222 nt
Organism: Dentiscutata heterogama
Lineage: Eukaryota; Fungi; Glomeromycota; Glomeromycetes; Diversisporales; Gigasporaceae
Source: the annotation of a GenBank genome assembly